AUGGGCCCUGCGGGCUGUGUCUUCCUGCUGCCCCUUCUGCUGGGGUCUUGCCUAUCCUUUUCUUUCCAAAGGAAAUCUCUGCAGUCAGUGUGCGGACGACCUGUAUACUCAAGCCGUACUGUGGGUGGUGAGGACUGGCCUUGGCAGGUCAGCCUGCACUUGGGCGAGUCCCACGUCUGUGGAGUUUCCCUCAUCAGUGACAGGUGGAUACUGACAGCAGCACACUGCCUACACAGGCGCUGGAUUCCUUUCUUAUAUACUGUGUGGCUGGGAUCAAUUGACAUAGGCCAUUCAAAUACAGGCGUGAAGUAUCAUGUGUUCCGAAUUGUCAUCCAUCCCAAACACCACGGUACCACAGCAGACAUUGCCUUGUUGAGGCAGUUCUCUAGAGCCACCUACAGUUCUUCCAUCCUGCCCAUUUGCUUGUCCAGUGUCAAAAAGCAGUGGACAAUUCCAGACUCUUGCUAGGUGACUGGAUGGGGAAAAGCAGAAGAUGAAGAUUCUGACUACCCUACCAUCCUCCAAGAAGCAGAAAUACCCAUCAUUGAACACCAGCACUGCGAAAAAAUCUACAACCCGGUGGGUUAGCUACUGCCACAAACAGAGCCGGUCAUCCAGGAAAGCAUGAUUUGUGCCGGUGAUCUUGAGAAAAGAAAGGAUACUUGCCAGAUCAGGGGUGAUUCUGGAGGGCCUCUGUCAUGUCAUAUUGAUGGUAUAUGGAUCCAGAUAGGAUUGUCAAGCUGGGGAACAGGAUGUGGUCUUUCUUUUCCUGGAGUCUACACCAAUGUGACCUACUACCAAAAAUGGAUUAUGUCCAUUAUCUCAAGAGCUGAGGACUUGGAUGCCAACAAUCCGGACUUAUCUGACUUCUUGCUCCCUACUGUACUGCUCCUGGCUCUCCUGAGACCCUCCUGCGCCUUUGGGCCUCACAUUUUAGGGAGAGUAGGCAGUGUAGCUGAAGCUGCUGGCCAAGUACAGGGCUAGGGGAAUGCGUGGAGAAGAAGCCGCAGGGGCAGAGAACUCACGAGGAGAGUCGCUGGGAACUCUGGAUGA
Eubalaena glacialis (North Atlantic right whale) is the source of this 1053-nucleotide messenger RNA. RefSeq names its product serine protease 48 (gene PRSS48). Gene Ontology annotation, biological process: proteolysis. Gene Ontology annotation, molecular function: serine-type endopeptidase activity. Lineage: Eukaryota; Metazoa; Chordata; Mammalia; Artiodactyla; Balaenidae. The record is from RefSeq and is a predicted model, not a curated record.